UGUGUGUGUGGUGUGUGGUGUGUGGUUGUGGUGUGUGUGUGUGUGUGUGUCAGAUGUGGAUGAGUGUGAGGACGCUCUGCAGUGUCCGGGUCAGGAGUGCAUCAACAGUCAGGGUUCGUACCGCUGUGUGUCCUGUCAGCCUGGAUACGGACUGCUCAACAGGCGCUGUGCAGACAUCGAUGAGUGUCGUCAGGCUCCCUGCUCCAACGGCCGCUGUGAGAACACACCAGGAAGCUACCGCUGUGUCUGUCGCCAUGGUUACAAGCUACAAAACAACACCUGUACAGAUGUAGACGAGUGUGCUGAGCCGUCUCAGUGUCCUGCUCAGAUGUGUGUGAACUCUGAGGGAUCGUACCGCUGUAUGUCGUGUCGACCCGGAUACACACUCAGCAACAGACUGUGUACAGAUAUUAACGAGUGUGAGGUCGGUGAUUCUUGUCCUGGUCAGCAGUGUGUGAACACUGAAGGGUCGUACAGCUGUGUCAACUGUCAGCAAGGAUACCACAGUGUGAACGGACUGUGUACAGAUGUGGACGAGUGUGAGCAGACGUCUCAGUGUCCCGGGCAGCAGUGUGUGAACACUGUGGGCUCGUACCGCUGUGUGUCCUGUCGGCCCGGGUACAGCAGCAAGGACGGCUCGUGCCAAGAUUUAGACGAGUGUGCGAGCGGCGGGGCGUGCGAGGCAGGGCGGCUGUGUGUGAACACGGUGGGUUCAUUCAGGUGUGACUGUGCACCGGGGUAUCGAACCUCUGGCCUGGGGAGACAGUGUCGGGGUGAGUUCACAGUCCGACGAAGGGUCAUGAGAAACCUCUCCUGAUACAGAGUUUAAUUAUCCUGUGUGUGUGUGUGUG
This is a messenger RNA of Labrus bergylta (ballan wrasse), 851 nucleotides long. Lineage: Eukaryota; Metazoa; Chordata; Actinopteri; Labriformes; Labridae. The record is from RefSeq and is a predicted model, not a curated record.